This is a messenger RNA of Fonsecaea multimorphosa CBS 102226, 849 nucleotides long. RefSeq lists its product as uncharacterized. The record is from RefSeq and is a predicted model, not a curated record. Bases 1 to 849 code for a protein of 282 amino acids. Gene Ontology annotation, molecular function: oxidoreductase activity, acting on CH-OH group of donors; flavin adenine dinucleotide binding. Lineage: Eukaryota; Fungi; Ascomycota; Eurotiomycetes; Chaetothyriales; Herpotrichiellaceae. The transcript has a single exon.
AUGCCUAAGGUUGUAUUUGUCCCGUACGAGGUCACGCAGCCGAACCUCACCAACGACCGAUUCAUCCACCACGCCAAUGGCUUCGCAGACUCUCUGUCAACGUACCAGAGCUCUCGAUCUGGCUUCUUUUCCACGUUCCCCUUUGGCGUCUUCGCGUUAGCGCGACUGGAGGACGAGCUGAACUCGUCCGCCCUGUGGCGGGAGCGGUCCGCGGCGAUGCCGGGGACGACACGAGACGCUGCCAAUCUGACACCGCAGCAAGCCCACGUCGAAUACAUGCACACCGAGUUGUAUUCGGGCCACGUCCACGGGUAUCCCAUUCCCUUGGAUGGGAAGCACGGCUUCGAGAUGAUGACGCUGCUGUUUAGCCAGCAAAGCCGCGGCACCGUGACACUUCGCUCCACGGACCCGCACGACAAGCCCGUCAUCGAUCCUCGCUACCUGUCCGACCCGCUCGAUCUGCUCAUGUUGGCCGAAGGCGUGCGCUUCGCCCACUCCAUCGUGACGUCCGGCUCCGGCACGAGGGACAUCGUCGCCCCAGGCGUGUGGAUGGCAGGUCCCAAGUACGCGGCCCUGGGACCCGAAACCAACAGGGAGGACUGGGAGCCGUAUGUGCGGCAGUACAGCGCGACGGCUCACCACCCGGCAGGCACGUGUCGAAUGGGGAAGGACGGCGAUUCGAUGGCGGUCGUGGACGAGAAGCUGGCGGUCAGAGGCGUCAAGGGGUUGAUGGUCGCGGACUGCAGCAUCAUGCCGAGUCUAAACGGCGGACACACACAGAUGCCGGCGUAUGCAAUUGGGGAGAAGGCUGCAGAAUUGCUUGUCAAAGCGUCGGACACAAAGGUAUAG